UUAUAGUUCUGAAUUUUAAAAUGACGGCCAUAAUGGAUGACGACAAGUUUACGGAUGAAUUGUUAAGAAUGAUGGACGCGGAGUCACAUUUUGAGAUGGAUGAACUGUCGGAAUCAGAUUCUAUGUUUGGUUGUGAGAGCUCCGAAGAUGAACAAGACAACGACAACGAUCCAGCCGACGGCGAAGAAGUCUCCGAGUCCCUCUCCAAGAGAAACUCCGACUUCAAGUGGACCUCCGACAGGUUCGAACCCAACGUCGUCCCUUUCAAUGAGACCCCCUUCGAGACCGACCCAAUACUCAUGUUCCAAGAAACAAGAGAAAUAGACUACUUCCUACACUACUUUGACCCGGACAUCAUGCUUCAAAUCGUCCAAAGCAUCAACCAAACUUACAGGGAAUAUAUCGAUGACCAGGAAUCCAGCUCGCAUUUGAAGAAAUGGAACGAUUUGACAGUACCAGAAUUCUAUAUAUUCCUGACUUUGUGUAUGCUGAUGACGCGGAAUAAAAGAACUAGGCUGGAUGAACAUUGGUCGACGGAUCAUCUCUUGUACUCUCCGAUAUUUGGUACGCUGAUGAACCGCACGAGAUUCUCAACAUUGCUCUAUCUGCUACGAAAACCCACCAUGUCUACAGACGUCAACAUCAUUGAUAUCUUAAUACAUCAUGCUAGAGCCAAAUUCAAAACAGUCGUCACAUGUCCGUCUAAGAAUCUAUCUGUAAACGAAACUAUUGUACCUUUCAAAGGGGUUAUGACUCGCCAUGACAUGAAGAAGACAGGCAUAAAACUCUUCAUGCUUAGAGACUUGAAAACGAAUAUAAUACAUGACUUUACGCUUUAUUUCGGUGGAGAGAAAACAGAUCAAUUUAUAAUGAAUGGAUUGAGGGCAACAGAAACGGUGAUCGCGAGUUUGUUGAAGGAUUAUUACAAUACUUAUAGACACUUGUAUGUUGAUGAGCGAUAUACAAGUCCAAGGCUAUUCAAAUAUCUGUACGAGAAUGGUAUUUACUCUUGCGGAAAGACAACUCAGAAAAAAGCAGGGAUGCCCAAUUUCAUAAAGAACUUGAAACAGUACGAAGUCUCCGUUGGCUACUGCCCUCCGCUAACCGCCAUCCAAUGGCAUAGUCACAGACAUUACACAUACAUCUUAACCACCGUCCAUAACGAUGGAAUGCUCCCAUUAAAGAAGAGAGACAAAACGACAGGAAACUUCAUAAACAAACCAAAAGCAUCCAUAGACUUUUCAAAGAUCAUGAACAUGAAUUUUGCCGAUAACUCCGAAUUCAUGAUGUCGACGCACCGGAGUCUAUGCCCAUUGCACUGGCAUAAAAAACUCUUGUUCCACGUCGUGGACAUGCAUUCGUUGAAUGCUUUUAACUGCUGGAGAAUGACUAAAGAUCCGUAUAACAGGACGUCCUACGCUACGUUCCAACUGCGACUUAUAAGACAGCUGAUUGAAACGUAUAACAGCAGUACUAUAAGCAUAGAUCGGCCAGUGAAGAGGAACAUUAAUAACUCUGUCAACACUUUGCCUGCAGCGGCAGCGCAGCAUAUGCCGACCAAAGCAGAUAAAUACCAACGCUGUAAGGUCUGCUCGAAACAGAAGAAACGCAGGGAUACUAAGUUAAUGUGCGCAAUAUGCCAAGUAUAUCUAUGUGCUUGCCCGUGCUUUCAAAUAUUCCAUCAGGGCUCUACAGCGGAGACAGAAGCAUUGUCGUAAGGUUAUCAGGUUUAUUGUGUAGUCUCUCUCGCACUUACUUGUUUUAGAAAGAGAUAAAUAGAUGUGCUUUGUAAAUUUAUCUAUGCAUUAUCUACCGCUUAACUCAGACAACGGU
This is a messenger RNA of Cydia splendana, 1833 nucleotides long. RefSeq names its product piggyBac transposable element-derived protein 4-like. The transcript has 2 exons. Bases 21 to 1718 code for a protein of 565 amino acids. Lineage: Eukaryota; Metazoa; Arthropoda; Insecta; Lepidoptera; Tortricidae. The record is from RefSeq and is a predicted model, not a curated record.